Molecule: messenger RNA, 1957 nt
Organism: Exaiptasia diaphana
Lineage: Eukaryota; Metazoa; Cnidaria; Anthozoa; Actiniaria; Aiptasiidae
Product: 14-3-3-like protein 2
Exons: 5
Coding region: 103-855 (250 amino acids)
Biological process (GO): signal transduction
Cellular component (GO): cytoplasm
Source: RefSeq, a predicted model, not a curated record
GCGCGCGCCUUCAACCGUUUGGUCAGCCAUUUUGGAUCGCCUAAUAAUCACUGUUAUUUGCAGAGAUUUUCCGCCUUUGCUGGAGCCGGAUAGACACAUAGUAUGGCAGAAACAAAGGAAGACUUAGUGUCAAAAGCCAAACUUUCCGARCAGGCAGAAAGAUACGAUGACAUGGCUGCAGCCAUGAAGAAAGCGACAGAGCUCGACCCAAAACUCUCGACAGAGGAAAGAAACUUGCUUUCUGUGGCGUACAAGAACGUGGUUGGUGCCAGGCGAUCAUCAUGGAGGGUCAUUUCUAGUAUAGAACAAAAGAAUGAAAGCGGAACAAAAAARCAGUUGGCGAAAGAAUAUCGUGAGAAAAUUGAAAGGGAGCUGAAAGAUGUCUGCGAGGAUGUUUUGACUUUGUUGGAUAAUUACCUAAUUAAAGAAUCCAGCAAAGACAAAGAACAUCCUGAAUCUGAAGUCUUUUUCUUGAAAAUGAAAGGCGAUUAUUACAGAUAUCUAGCUGAAGUAGCUACAGAGGGAGAGCAAAAAGAGGCUGUUGAUAAGUCCCAGGGAGCUUAUAAAAGAGCUCAAGAAAUUUGUAAUGAUGUCCAUGCAUCCAAAAGUGAUAAGUUAGCACCAACUGAUCCAAUCCGUCUGGGUCUUGCACUCAACUAUUCAGUGUUUUAUUAUGAAAUCUUAGAUGACCAAGCAGAAGCUUGUAGACUGGCUAAACAGGCUUUUGAUGAUGCUUUAACUGAACUUGAUCAACUCACUGAAGAUGAAUAUAAGGAUAGCACACUUAUUCUACAGCUAUUAAGAGAUAAUUUAACACUCUGGACUGAACGAGAUGAAAACCAAGGAGAACAAUAGCUGUACUUAAGUUCAGUUUCAUAGUUUAUAAGCAAAUUGGAUUCUUUGUUUGCUUAAAACAAUUUAUUCUAAGUAUGUUCCAGUUAAUAGUACCAAAAUUAUUAGCCAGUGAAAAGAUGUGUGUACUAAAUAUAGGUUAACAUUUGAAUAUAAGUUUUAGAGAAAUUUUAAAAAUUAUGAAAUUUUAAUUUUGUUAAAUACCCUUUUUAUUGCAAAGUUAUUUUCAAGUUUUUUUUAUAUAUAAAGGUUGAAAAAGACUGCAACUUUAAAUAUUGUGGCAUACAAUAUUCUAAGAAUGUCAUCAAUAUGGCUUGUAGAACUGUUCACCCAACAUGAUUGUGAGCUAAUUGGAGCUGUAUUCAUGUCUAUGUUCAGUCUCAGUCUUGUGUAUAAAAAAUGGUAAUUUUUUACUCUGUUUUAUUAUAACAUUGUUUUUUUUGCCCCAUCUGCAUCUGCACAAUUGCAUUAUUUCACUGCCAUGACAAGAAUAUUUUGCGGUACCUUCUUUCUUGUUAAAUUAAGUAAAUAAACUACAAUUGUCUGGGCAAGAAAACUUGGAAAACUCAAUCAAAACUAUAAAUAAAUGAAUGUUUUACAUAGAUUCUUUAAUUAUCACACCAAACUACAAAAAUACAAUUCAUUUGAAAGUUUUGAAGAAUUUUCUUGAAGUUUUCUGUUGAAAUUAGUCACUUCUGAUUGGUCAGUGAACAAUAAACAUUCCUCAAAUAUUUCUUGUCAGUCACAGCUUUUCAAUUUGCACUGUAAUACUGAUUAUAUUACAAGGGAAGUUGGCAAAGUAUUCUGGUCUUGGUAGUAUGUGAAAUCACCAAUGAAAUUGGUUAAUUUGCUCUCCUGAGAACACAGCUAUGAUGUAUUAUUGCUUUAACUGCAUGUAAGACAACAUGUUUUGAUUGGUAUUGUUACUUGGAGCAUCAACAAGUUAGUWAAAAAGUAUAUAUCGUUAUUAUUGAAUAAAGGUAGUUGAUGUGCAAAUAAUUAUUAUUGAACACUUGACCCUGUAAUAGAGUACAUCUUGUACUACUUUGUAAACAAAUUUAAAAUAUUUUGUACAUUGUCAUAUUAAAACAACGCUUAAAUUAUU